Molecule: messenger RNA, 1150 nt
Organism: Ceraceosorus guamensis
Lineage: Eukaryota; Fungi; Basidiomycota; Exobasidiomycetes; Ceraceosorales; Ceraceosoraceae
Exons: 2
Coding region: 261-1127 (288 amino acids)
Biological process (GO): translation
Cellular component (GO): ribosome; mitochondrial large ribosomal subunit
Molecular function (GO): structural constituent of ribosome
Source: RefSeq, a predicted model, not a curated record
CAUCGCGGCUACACUCAAGACUCGCUUGGUGGAGCGAUGCCUUCAACGAAGCGCGAUUGGUCGCUCGUCGCUCGCGUCGCUCGUCGCUCGUCGCUCGUCGCUCGUCACUCGUCACUUCGCAUCAGGACUUGACGACUUUUUGAGCAGCGCUCCACGUCUCUCUGCCUUCCAAUCAAGAGUCAGCGUCACCAAGAGCCCCUCGCUGCACACGCCCAGCCUUGCUCAAGAUGCGCGCAUCCACGUCCAGUCUGGCGCCAUUGAUGCGCAAUCUCUGCAUCUCCACCAUCCCCACCCCUUCACGCAGCGCACGCAUAGCAGUCAUCGCAAAGAAGCAGCAGCAGCAGCAGCAGCAGCAGCAGCAGCAGCAGCAACAGCAGCUUUCCACCUCUGCGAAGCGCUGGGAAGCCGAAGCGACUACGGCGGCGUCGACAUCCAUCGCCAGUACCUCAGCGUCAGCGUCAACGUCGCAAGCAAGACGGGAUGGGUUUGUCGGACCGCAACAUCGCGCUCCAGGGUCCGUGCAUGGCGCGAGCAGAAGCACCGAGUACCCCUUUUCUACGUCUGCGCGGGUGGUGGAGCAGGUGGAGGAGGUGCCGGCAUACAUCACGCCGCCGCCUCUAGUCAAGUCGGUGUGGCAGGGCAGCAUGGACACAUUCGUUGCGGAUAUGAGGGCAUCGUACGAUCCGACGGGCGAAAAGUCUGCCCUCUUUUCUCGCAAGUCGCGGCAGAAUGUUCCUGCAGGCAGCGUGGUGCUGGUAGAGACGUGGAGCAACAGCAGCAAGACCAACUCUACAUCCUUUAGCGGCGUCCUCAUCGCCGUUAGGAGGCGCGGACUGAGCACUUCCUUUGUGCUGCGAACACUGGUCAACAAGCUGGGCGUGGAGAUGAGGUUCAAUCUGUACAGCCCGCUGCUCAAGCAGAUCAGGGUCAUCAGCCGCGCAGAUGCCAGCAAGGCUACUCGCACGCAGGGCAGCCUGAGAAGAGCGCGCAGGGCAAAGCUGUACUUUUUGCGCAAGGACGAUAGGCGCAUCGCCGGCAUCAACAAGGUGGUGCAGGCACUCAGGCUGCGCGAGACUCAGGCGCAGAGGAGUCCGGGAAGCAGCAGCAGGCGCACGUCGACCAAGUGAAUGAGCAAGCAGCGUGCACGCGC